AUGUAUCAUCCCAUCGUGCAUCACCCGGUCGUGACAAAGUUAUCGGAUUUAUUCGAUAAAGACUUCACCAGCCGGCUAGCCUCCACACUGGCCUCUUUCGGCCCGCAUGAUGACAUCUGCCUGCGUAUUGACGCAGUAGUAUGCGCUUCGAACAGUCUUGAACCGAAACUCACCGCUAAGAAUGACAAUUCGCUGCCUCUGGGAUGGUUGAGCGUGGAAAACAACCGGAGCCUGACUACAACGCCGAGCCAGGUUGCCCUUUUGAAGUCCACAUCCAAGGAUGACUUUGACAAGCCCAGGCAUAAGACCGUUAGUGGGCUACGACCAUCAAAGUCUGCUGCCAUAGCAGUGGCGACAGAUAAUUCAGAGUCAGAUAGCGAUGCAGACACUGGGACUCGUCUACGACAGUCCAACAUAAGAAUCGAACCGUUAGUUCGGCAAUUUCACAGCGAUACCCGGUUUCCUCAGCGCAAGAAGCCCACGAAGGACGCCGCUGCUCCCACCCUACAGCCAUCUUCUAUAGAUAAAUUUAUAGCGGGCAUAUGGCGGCAGGUGCAUUCCCCUGUCACUUUGAGUGUCUCGUUUCCGGACCGUAGACCAGAAUUCAGUCUUGGAACUGGUGUUAGCCAAGCAGUUUUUCAGGCUAUAAAUUGUUUGUGCAAGAAACACUAUGACCAGAGCCGGUCAUCACGGGCUCUGGAAAUAGUAGUGCAAGCAUACUGGGUGGAAUGCUAUGAAGCACGGAUUGCAUCGAUUCGUCUCGAGCGUCCAACCUAUACAAACGCCGAAGCUCGAAUGGCAGCUCUAAAAGAAGCAUGCAGCACAUUAAUGUGGCAUGAAAAGGAGCUCAGAAAUAAGAUGGCGGUUUGGCGUGGAUACAAAGAAAUCAAAGAUUCCGGUGGUUGGGCUAGCCUAAUCUUUGCUGGGUCCGGUAUCUACCGCGUAUGCAAAUAUAGGAUAGGCUUUGAUACCGGACUUAUGUCUCGGCUGCGUCGCAUCGCUUCUAGCCUUGAAGUCGCCGCAGAUACUCUCCACCCUAGUUGGCGAGACCUUCUCCGAGUUAUUAGCCAAAAUGGGGCUUGUCGAUACUUUGGUCACCCUCAUGAAUGGGUCACGCUAGAUACGGGGCCAGCAUUGCCGCUUAAAGCCACCUACCCCCAUCUGACAUUGCCAAACGGGUUCAAUUAUCAGUUCGUCAACGACUGUGUGAUUGAUCAUAAUGUGUUCGGUGGAGAUGACCCUCGACGCGGGCAGAACGUUGAUCCUGAUAUUUGUCAACUGUGCAAGGAAAAACAGACCGAUGAUGUGAUUUCUAAUCACUGUUCUUGUUUCCGGCCUUUAUUUGGUGGUGUUCGUUAUCCCCCUCCUGUCCAGUUGUAUAACACAGCCGGUGGGAAGAAUAAUGGGGUGAUCGCCCGUUGCGAAUUCGACCGAGGCACAGCUAUUGCAGAGUUUGUCGGUCUCGUCACUAAAGGGAUUGAAGGCCAGGACGUGAUGAUAGGUGGAAGCUCAGAACGACCAUAUCAGGUCUUCCAAGGCCAAAUGGGCAAUUUUACUCGCUUUAUCAAUCACUCGUGUCGCCCUAAUACCCAGUUUCAGAAGUUCUACUGGCGUGGGAUUGAGCGUAUACUCGUGGUCUCUCGCGGAGUGUCCGCCGGAAGUGAAAUUACGGUUGAUUAUUCGGAUUCCUACUGGGGGAAGCUGAAGAAGAACUGUCUAUGUGGGGAGACCAGCUGUCGUUUUGCUCAUCAGGCAGAGACAUAG
Molecule: messenger RNA, 1764 nt
Organism: Penicillium verrucosum
Lineage: Eukaryota; Fungi; Ascomycota; Eurotiomycetes; Eurotiales; Aspergillaceae
Product: SET domain-containing protein
Exons: 6
Coding region: 1-1764 (587 amino acids)
Molecular function (GO): protein binding
Source: RefSeq, a predicted model, not a curated record